UGGGUCCCGCCUCUCGGUCUCGACGCCUCGCCAACCUUCGCAUACGCGAGUGGAGCGCAGCCAUGCGGAGCGUGCAUCCUCCCUCGCACUUCCAUCCCUGUGGAUCAACGUCCCCGGUAUUCGGACACCGGGGUCGGGUAUGAACCAGCUGUGCCCUCUGGACAUGGAGCAGACACCUCGGAGGCAGGCGUGCGCACCCGUGGCCCGCCUCUGCUCCCGCGUUGGCAGCGACGGCAUUCUCGUGAAGCCAUACGAGUCAGCAACACAUGUUUCGGUGCCUCGGUCCUCCGUCGACCACCGAGGCGUCAGGUCCAUGACAAGUGAGUAUGUCGUACACUCCCACUCGCGUUGAAUUCGCGAAGCAUGCUUUCGUUCAACGUGGUCCCUGGCGGCUCCGCCUAACAUACUGUGACGGCCAUGAUGCUGCCUGCCUGAGGCGCGCAAAGUACGCCGCAGUGGAGGUCGACGGCAUGCAUUUGUCCUGUUGUCGCUGGUAUAAAGACGUACAGGGAAUCGUCGUGCGGAGGAGGCAUUGCACAACCAGCAAGCCGAAUCUGUGAAGAUGUUCUCCCGCGCCGUCGCCACGCUCUACUUUGUCCUGUCUCUCACACUCCUUGCGGUCGCCUUGCCGGGAGGCAAGCCCCCGCCUCCGACCACGACGAUCACCGCGACGGGGCCUCCCCCCACUAGCACUCCAGGGGAUCUUUGCAGUACCGGCAACGUCCAAUGUUGCCAAAGCGUCGGCGGCGCAGAUGACCAUGUCAUUGGUGCCCUCCUGGGCCUGCUUGGCGUCGUCGUCGACGCCGUCGACGUCGUGCUCGGCCUGCAGUGCUCCCCGAUCAAGAUCGUGGGCCUCGGCACGGACAAGGCGUGCUCCUCCAACGUUGUGUGCUGCGAGAACAAUAGCAUUGGCGGCCUCAUCUCCAUCGGCUGCAUCCCUAUCAUUCUCUGACCUUUCGCCUCCUCCUUCAAUGAGAUUAGACGUUACUUCUUACUUUACCUCACGCUCGUUAUUGGUCAAUAUGGGAUUGCCGCUGUCCCUUCGACCUCGUCGAUCGUUUCCCGUUAAUUCAAAAUUCUUAGUAUCGC
Trametes versicolor FP-101664 SS1 is the source of this 1089-nucleotide messenger RNA. Its product is annotated as fungal hydrophobin. Gene Ontology annotation, molecular function: structural constituent of cell wall. Bases 563 to 952 code for a protein of 129 amino acids. The transcript has 3 exons. Gene Ontology annotation, cellular component: fungal-type cell wall. The record is from RefSeq and is a predicted model, not a curated record. NCBI's taxonomy places the organism in Eukaryota, Fungi, Basidiomycota, Agaricomycetes, Polyporales, Polyporaceae.